Messenger RNA from Insectozyma verbasci, 669 nucleotides. The record is from the annotation of a GenBank genome assembly. Lineage: Eukaryota; Fungi; Ascomycota; Pichiomycetes; Serinales; Debaryomycetaceae.
AUGACAAUUGUUGAAGUUUUAGAAAAUAGUGAUUCUAAUAUUAUAAGAAUAUUUAUAGUAAGACAUGGUCAAACAGAUCAUAAUAAACUAAAAAUAUUACAAGGUCAUUUAGAUAUAUCUUUAAAUUCAACUGGUGAGAAACAAGCAAAAAUAUUAGCAAAACAUUUUGAAUCAAUACCAAUUGAUUAUUUCAUAAGCUCGGAUUUAAAAAGAUGUAAAGAGACAUUAGAACCAGUAUUGGAAAUACAACCUAAAGAUGUUAAAUAUACUUCUAAUCUAAGGGAGAGAAAUAUGGGUAAAGUUCAAGGAAUGUAUUUGAAAGAUGCCUUAGCUACUUAUGGUGAAAAUUUUAGAAAUUUAGGAGAAACUGAAAUUGAAUUCACUAAAAGAGUAGAAUAUGAAUGGAAUAAACUAUUAGAUACUGAUUAUAAAAAUAUAUUUUUAUGUACUCAUGGUGGUGUUAUAACUAGACUUGCAAAUUAUUUAAAUAAAGAUUUAGGUUAUAAAUUAAAUCAUGGAUUAGAUGAAUCUAAGUUGAGAGUUCCUUUUAAUACUUCAAUUACUGUCGUUGAUUAUAAAAGAACUACUCAAGAAGGGUUGAUAGUGGAUUUUGGAAAUACUUUACAUUUAGGUGGACAAUUUGAAGUUAAAGAUCAAUUGCUUAGAUAG